AUGGUCCGCAAGAUCACCGAGAAGAAUUCUUAUUUUCGUCAACGAAAGAAUGCUUGCGGGCACAAGGGUUUUCAUCCCAUUCAUAAAUGCCUUGUGGCUAUGAGGAUGCUUGCAUAUGGCAGUCCAGCUGAUUCGUUCGACGACACAUAUCGCAUGGCUGAGUCAACAGUUCUAGAGACUGUGAAACAAUUUGCAAGAACCCUCAUUUUUGUUUAUGAGUCUGAUUUUUUGCGUCCACCGAGAACAAGUGAGCUUGAGACCACUUUACAAGUCAAUGAGGCUAGAGAUUUUCCUAGGAUGAUCGGCAGCAUUGAUUGCAUGCACUGGGAAUGGUCUCCUGUGUUUGAUGACCUCGCUGCUGGACAGAGACCACAAACUGAGUUCCAUGUUAAUGGAACCAAGUACAACAUGGCUUAUUAUCUUGCUGACGGAAUAUACCCUGAUUGGGCUACAUUGGUAAAAACAUAUAGUGAGCCAGUUAGCCAAAAAGAAAGAAUAUAUGCACAGACACAGGAGUCAGCAAGGAAGGAUGUUGAACGAGCUUUUGGGGUGCUUCGGUCCAAAUUCAGGAUAAUUUAUAACCCUGCUAGGUUGUGGAGCCAUAGUGAUCUAAACAACAUCAUCCGUGCAUGUGUUAUUCUACAUAACAUGGUGAUCAAAGAUGAAAGAAAUUUGUACAACGAUCGCCAGGAGUUUGAGAGGUCUUCAGACCCUCCAAUUUCUCAGAAUAGAGAUGUGCCAGAAAUUUCUCAAUUGAUUAAGUCGUAUGCAAAAAUUCGUGACAAGGUUGUGUCUAACAGAUUGCAAAAAGACCUCAUGGAGCAUAUUUGGCAGCUCUAUGGCAACAAUGCAGGUUCUUUUACAAAUAGACAAGGCCGGUAG
This is a messenger RNA of Panicum hallii, 882 nucleotides long. RefSeq lists its product as uncharacterized. NCBI's taxonomy places the organism in Eukaryota, Viridiplantae, Streptophyta, Magnoliopsida, Poales, Poaceae. The transcript is spliced from 2 exons. Bases 1 to 882 code for a protein of 293 amino acids. The record is from RefSeq and is a predicted model, not a curated record.